Impatiens glandulifera is the source of this 1834-nucleotide messenger RNA. Its product is annotated as phosphatidylinositol N-acetylglucosaminyltransferase subunit A. The record is from RefSeq and is a predicted model, not a curated record. Bases 266 to 1603 code for a protein of 445 amino acids. The transcript is spliced from 10 exons. Gene Ontology annotation, molecular function: phosphatidylinositol N-acetylglucosaminyltransferase activity. Gene Ontology annotation, biological process: GPI anchor biosynthetic process. Lineage: Eukaryota; Viridiplantae; Streptophyta; Magnoliopsida; Ericales; Balsaminaceae. Gene Ontology annotation, cellular component: glycosylphosphatidylinositol-N-acetylglucosaminyltransferase (GPI-GnT) complex.
CCCUUAUUUAGUUGAUACCAAAAAUCGUUAGAACUUUGUAAAGCAACUGCAGAUUAGAUUAUAUUAGAUUAGUGCAACACCUCCAGCAGCAAGACUGUAGCAAUCCACGUCAAGAGAGGGCGACGGCGACUCCACAGUCCACAUCGACGCAGGUCAUGUAAGUAGUGCGAAUAUACACGGGUGAAAAAGGGUUGAAGCAACAUAAACUGUUAGCUAUCAUUCCAAGACAUACAAGUGUAAUUGUUGAGGCUUUGUUGUACGCGACAUGGCUGAUAAAAGGAAAUUCAGAAUCUUGAUGGUGUCUGAUUUUUUCUAUCCCAACUUUGGGGGUGUGGAAAAUCAUAUCUAUUAUCUGUCACAAUGUUUGCUGAAGCUAGGCCAUAAGGUUGUGGUGAUGACUCAUGCUUAUGAAAAGCGGUCUGGUGUGAGAUAUAUGACAGGUGGCUUGAAAGUCUACUAUGUGCCAUGGAAACCAUUCCUAAUGCAGAACACUUUGCCAACAUUUUAUGGGACAUUUCCUAUAGUAAGGACUAUUUUGAUUAGAGAGAAAAUAUCGAUUGUACAUGGGCAUCAAGCUUUCUCAACUCUUUGUCACGAAGCUCUAAUGCAUGCACGCACCAUGGGAUAUAAAGUUGUCUUCACCGAUCAUUCACUGUAUGGCUUUGCAGAUGCUGGCAGCAUUCACAUGAACAAGGUAUUGCAAUUCACAUUAGCAGAUGUGACCCAAGCCAUUUGUGUUUCUCAUACAAGUAAGGAGAAUACGGUUUUAAGAUCUGGCCUGCCUCCCGAGAAGGUUUUUGUUAUACCCAAUGCUGUGGACACAGCAAUGUUCAGACCAGCUGCGGAGAGACUGAGCUGCGAUGAAAUUAUUAUAGUUGUGAUAAGUAGAUUGGUUUACCGAAAGGGUGCUGAUCUGCUUGUUGAAGUAAUCCCUGAAGUAUGUCGGCUUAAUCCAAAAGUUCGUUUCAUUGUUGGAGGCGAUGGACCUAAAAGAGUGCGACUGGAAGAAAUGAGAGAGAAACACUCUCUCCAAGAUCGAGUGGAAAUGUUGGGUGCAGUUCCUCAUGCUAAAGUCCGUUCUGUCCUGAUUUCCGGGCAUAUAUUCUUGAACAGUUCCUUAACGGAAGCAUUUUGCAUAGCUAUAUUGGAGGCAGCUAGUUGUGGAUUAUUAACCGUCAGCACAAGGGUUGGAGGUGUACCAGAGGUUCUGCCUGACGAUAUGGUUGUGCUUGCGAGACCUGAUCCUGAUGACAUGGUAAUAGCAAUUCAAAAGGCUAUUUUCAUGCUUCCUCAGAUCAAUCCACAAGCGAUGCAUCUUCGAAUGAAAAAGCUAUACAGUUGGCAUGAUGUUGCAACAAGAACAGAGAUUGUGUAUGAGCGUGCUUUGAGAUGCCCCAAUCAGAAUCUUUCUGAUCGACUUUCACGGUACCUGUCAUGUGGUGCAUGGGCUGGGAAGCUUUUUUGUUUGGUUAUGAUAAUAGAUUUUGUCUUGUGGCAUCUCUUGCAGCUAUGGAAGCCUGCUACUGAUAUUGAAGAAGUACCUGACAUUGUUCUAUCGUGUCAUCAACAUACGGGGACACUACAUAAAGAUUUGAUUGAAUAAUGAUAAUUUUAUUGUAUAUUUUAAAACCACUUAAAGAAAGAAAUACAAACCAUUGGAGGUUUUAACAAUGUGGAUUGAGCUUCAACAGCUGCAGUUGGAGUUAGUUUUCCUAAUCUCCAUUCAUUUUCUUUAACAUCUGGUGGUUGUGUAAUUUCUUAUAGUAAUAUAGAAGUGAAUUUGUUGUGCAAUACUAAACCUAUUUAUUGGACUCAUUUCAAUUUCUUAUUCAAA